AUGCCUAGGGCUCGCGAAGGUUACCUCUGGACCAAGACUGGUCUCACACAGGGUCUCACCACGAAUGCGGUCGUGUCAAGCACCAAGUCGAUCCGAUCUCACUACGAUGUGAUCAUCAUUGGUGCUGGGUUCGCUGGUCUGAUAGCGGCACGAGAACUCUCUCGCCAACAUCGGUUGUCAGUCUUGAUUGUGGAAGGACGAGACCGCGUUGGAGGCCGGACGUGGACCGCGAAUGCACACCGCGAAGAGUUUGAAAUGGGCGGCACAUGGGUCCAUUGGAAUCAACCACAUCUGUAUGCGGAACUGUAUAGGUACAACCUCCACAAGAAUCUGAAGACAUCUGCCGGAACUCUCGCGGCCGAGAAGACCUAUUAUCGAGGAGCGGGAGGACGAGAAGCCCAAGUUGAAGAAGUUGAUGGUCAGGAUUUCGGCCAGAUCGCUCAGGCUGUCGCCGACAGAUUUUUCGUGUUGGAUGGUCUCAAUAGUAGAGAACUUAUGCCGUACCCUCACGACCCUUUCCGCGAUCCUGCACCUUGGAAAAAGUACGAUCAUCUCACUAUCCGCCAACGCCUUGAUCAGCUUGACUUGCCGACCGUCCACAAAGACUACUUUGAGACCCUAUGCAAUUCUUUCGGAAGCGCCACCGGUACUGAGAUCGGCUUCGUGGAAGCCCUGCGUUGGUACGCCCUAGGUGGACAUAGUAUGGAUCGAGUUUUCGAGCUUGCGGGAAUCUACAAGUUGGGAAACGGCGGUAUGACCUCUUUCGCCCUGAAGAUUCUUCAGGAUACAAGGUGCGAUAUUCUGCUCGACACAGUCAUCUCCGAAAUAAUCCAGCAAUCUCCUUGUGGAUCGACCAUUGUGAAAUCUCAGAACACACAAACCGUCCUAAACGGCAAGGCAGUCAUCUCCACUGUUCCCUUGAACUGUCUGGGCGACAUAAGUUUCACCCCUCCGCUGGGUGGCCCGAAGCGUGAAGCCAUUUCCAAGGGCCACAUCAACAAGGGUGCCAAGAUUCAUUUCAAGUUGAAGGCUACCGAGCCAGGCUGGUUUGCCGCCGCCAAUGGGUACGGAGAUUCAUCCUUCUGCUUCUCGUUUUCAGACCACAACGGACAUGGGCCGUCGGGCCCGGAUGGCACCUAUUGUAUCGGCUUCGGUUACAACGGAUUUGUCCCGGAUCCACGCGACAGCACCACUAUCAUUGACGAGUUCAAGCGAAACCUACGUCCUGACGCCGAGGUUGAGGCGUAUCUUACCCACGACUGGGCAAAUGACCCGCUGGCCAAAGGCGUUUGGAGCUCUUGGGGCAGCGGCUGCAUGACCAAGUAUACGAAGGUCCUGCAAGAACCACACGGUCAGGUCUUCUUUGCCAGUGGGGACUGGGCCGAUGGUUGGAGAGGGUUCAUCGAUGGGGCCAUCGAGAGCGGCAGGAAGGCAGCUAAUGAGGUGGCAGCGCUCUUCGACACUUCCGCUCAAGCAAAGUUGUAG
Exophiala spinifera is the source of this 1485-nucleotide messenger RNA. RefSeq lists its product as uncharacterized. The record is from RefSeq and is a predicted model, not a curated record. Lineage: Eukaryota; Fungi; Ascomycota; Eurotiomycetes; Chaetothyriales; Herpotrichiellaceae. Gene Ontology annotation, molecular function: oxidoreductase activity. The transcript has 2 exons. The coding region runs from base 1 to 1485 and encodes 494 amino acids.